AUGGAGGAGCCGCCGAAGGAGGGCGAGGCCGAGGUCGCCGAGGCCGAGCAGGACGAGCAGCUUCGCCCGGAGGUGGAGGACGAGGCGGCCGCGGAGGCAGCGGGGCUGAAGAGCGAGCAGCAGAGGCUGUGGCACCUCUUCCAGAUCUCCGCCACCGCCGUGGCCCAGCUCUACAAGGAUCCCGGCUGCCAGCAGGCAGGACUGUCCAUGUGGGACCCCUUCCAGAACGCGGCCAUGGCCGUGACCAGCCUCUACAAAGAGAGCGGGGAUGCCCACCAGCGAAGUUUUGACCUGGGCGUCCAGGUUGGCUGCCAGCGUCGCAUCAAAGACGUGCUGGAGUGGGUGAAGAAUGGCCGGAGCACCAUCCAACGCGAGGACCUCAUCAGCUUUCUGUGCGGCAAAGUGCCCCCCGCCCCGCCCCCGCCCCCGCCGCGGGCCCCCAGGACGCCCCCGAAGCCGCCCGCCUCGGCCGCCGGCCAGGCCGCGGCCGCCGACGCCGGCUCGGCCGUCGAGGUCGACCUGCAGCCUUUCCACGAGGCCAUCGCCCUGCACGGCCUCAGCGGUGCCAUGGCGAGCAUCAGCGUGAAGCCCGGCGCGCCCGGCUCCCCGUCCCAGGCCAGUGGUGUCACCGGCGGCGUGGCCGGCGGCGGGCGCCGGAAAAGUGGCCUGCUGGAGGACGACCCGAACCCCUCCAACUCCGAAGAACUGGCCCUCCGCCUGGACGGCGGGGGGACCCGCAAGCGCCCCUCGGCCCAGUGCGGCGACGGUGUCACAGACUCCCCGAGCCACAAGCGCAACCGACUGUUCUGAGCCGCGUCGUUGGCCACCAGCCGCCAUCUUACUUGACCGUUAACUGGACCUUCAGCGUGCUCGUCGAAAGGACACUCAAGACUGUCUCUUUCUUCUCCAAGUUCAACAGAGAUUUCUGCCAAGUUUGCCCUAAGAAACUUUUAAAGUACUCUCCCAGAGGCCUUGGAUGGCUCUGGCUUUGCCAAGAAUAUAAUUCUAGCAGAGAAGAAGUAUUAUGUAGUAGUUAGCAAGAUCAGAAGACUACCCGGUCAGAGCGGGAGCCUGGUUUAUCUUGUUCACAGUGAUAUUCCUUAGCACCCAGCACAGUUGCUGGAGCUCAAUAAAUGUUUGUUGAAUGAA
This is a messenger RNA of Hyaena hyaena (striped hyena), 1149 nucleotides long. RefSeq names its product UPF0472 protein C16orf72 (gene HAPSTR2). The transcript has a single exon. Lineage: Eukaryota; Metazoa; Chordata; Mammalia; Carnivora; Hyaenidae. The record is from RefSeq and is a predicted model, not a curated record. The coding region runs from base 1 to 810 and encodes 269 amino acids.